UAUAGGUUCGGGCCAUUCCCGAGCUCGGAGCUCGGAGCCCUUCCCCGGACAGCACGCCAAAUACAUAUUAACAUACUUCAGCUAAUUAUAUAGUUUAAUGAAGAAAGUGAGGAGAAAGAAGAAUUGAGUGAAGAUGAGGAGAAACAUCAUGCCAGAACUGGAGUAAAACCUUUGAGUUGCUCUCAAACCAAACAGAAAGAUUUAAAGAAAAGAGACAAUAAAUCUUUCACCUGUCCUCUAUGUGGAAAGAGUUUGAUAAAAAAUAGUCUUGUACUUCACAUGAGAAGUCACACUGGAGAGAAACCUUUCACUUGUGGUCAGUGCGGGAAGAGAUUCACACAAUCAGCAACCCUUAAGUAUCACAUGAACAUCCACACUAAAGAGAAACCUUACAAGUGUUCACACUGUGACAAGAGAUUCAGUCAGUCAUCUCAUCUGAAAACACAUGAGAGGAUCCACACUGGAGAAAAACCAUACAAGUGUUCACACUGUAACAAGAGAUUCAGUCAGUCAUCACAUUUGAAAACACACAAAAGGAUUCACACUAGAGAUAAACAGUACAAAUGUUCACACUGUGACAAGAGAUUCGGUCAGUCAGGACAUCUGAAAAAACAUGAGAGGAACCACACUGGAGAGAAACCUUUAAAGCAUUCACACUGUAACAAGAGAUUCAGUGUGUCAGGAGACCUGAAAACACAUGAGAUGGUCCACACUGGAGAGAAACCUUACACGUGUUCACACUGUGACAAGAGAUUCAGUCAGUCAGGACAUCUGAAAACACAUGAAAGGAUCCACACUGGAGAGAAACCUUAUAAGUGUUCACACUGUGACAAGAGAUUCAGUCAGUCAUCACAUCUGAAAACACAUGAAAGGAUCCACACUGGAGAGAAACCUUAUAAGUGUUCACACUGUAACAAGAAAUUCAGUCAGUCAGGAGACCUGAAAACACAUGAGAUGGUCCACACUGGAGAGAAACCUUACAAGUGUCCACACUGUGACAAGAGAUUCAGUCAUUCAUCACAUCUGAAAACACAUGAGAGGUUCCACACUGGAGAAAAACUGUACACAUGUGAUCAGUGCGGGAAGAGUUUCACACGAUCAUUAAGCCUUAAGAGACACAUGAAGAUCCACACUGGCAAGAAACCUUAUGAGUGUUCACACUGUGACAAGAGAUUUAGUCAGUCAUCAAGUCUGAAAACGCACAAGAGGAUCCACACUGGAGAAAAACCUUACAAUUGUGAUCAGUGCGGGAAGAGUUUCACAAGAUUAUUAGGCCUUAAGAAACACAUGAACAUCCACACUAGAGAGAAACCUUACACUGGAGAGAAACCGUAUCACUGCUCUGCGUGUGAGUUGAUUGAAGAAAACGAGGAGAAUAGAGAAUCAAGUGAAGUUGAGGAGAAACAUCAUGAGAAGACAGAUGAUGUGACUUAUACUGAAGUUACUGUGUGCAGAAAAAACAGAGCCAAGAAGAACAAGGUUCGCUGUGAUGAUAAAGUGACUUACGCUUCCAUCAGAAGCACCAGAGAAAUUGGAAAUAAGGGAGUGCUUUUGGGGUUUUACUCCUCAGAUGACCACCCUGGCUACUUUUUGAAUCAAGCAGGAAUAAUAUCUGGAGGAGUGUCAUCUGAACUGAGAUCUGCUGCUGUGAAGAUGAUGUUCUUUAAAGAGGAGAGUGAAGAGAACACGAGUGAACAAGAAACCUGGAGAAUAAAACACGAGGAACCAGAAACGUGGAGAAUAAAACAAGAGGAUCCAGAAACUUGGAGAAUAAAACACGAGGAACCAGAAACUUGGAGAAUAAAACAAGAGGAUCCAGAAACCUGGAGAAUAAAACACGGGGAACCAGAAACCUGGAGAAUAAAACAAGAGGAGCCAGAAACUUGGAGAAUAAAACACGGGGAACCAGAAACCUGGAGAAUAAAACACGAGGAACCAGAAACCUGGAGAAUUAAGCAUGAGGAACAAGGAGAGUUUAUUGAAGAAAGUGAGGAGAACCAAGAAUUGAGUGAAGAUGAGGAGAAACAUCAUGUCAAAACUGGAGAAAAACCUUUGAGUUGCUCUCAAACCAAACAGAAAGAUUUAAAGAAAAUAAGAGCCAAGAAAUCUUUCACCUGCACUCAGUGUGGAAAGAGUUUGAGAAGAAAAAAUAGUUUUGAUGUUCACAUGAGAAUUCACACUGGAGAGAAACCUUAUAAGUGUUCACACUGUGAGAAGAGAUUCAGGGAUCCAUCAAGACUGAAAACACACGAGAGGAUCCACACUGGAGAGAAUCCGUACACUUGUGAUCAAUGCGGGAAGAGUUUUGCACGAAAAGUAAUCUUUAUGACACAUAUGAAAAUUCAUACAGGAGAGAAACUGUACACAUGUAAUCAAUGUGGAAAGAGUUUGAAAUUUAAAUAUAGUCUUAAGCGUCACAUGAGAGUUCAUACUGGUGAGAAACUGUACACUUGUGAUCAGUGCGGGAAGAGUUUUGCAUGGAAAGGAAUCCUUAUAAGACAUAUGAGAAUUCAUACAGGAGAGAAACUGUACACAUGUAAUCAAUGUGGGAAGAGUUUGAUUAGCAAAUGUAGUCUUGAGAUUCACAUGAGAGUUCAUACUGAUGAGAAACUGUACACUUGUGAUCAGUGCGGGAAGAGUUUCUCACACUCAGCAAACCUUAAGAGACACAUGAACACCCACACUGGAGAGAAGCAGCACUCAUGUGAUCAAUGCAGCAAGAGAUUUUUAAGAGCUUCAGACCUGAAGCAGCACCUGAAAGUUCAUACAAAGGAGAAACCACAUUCAUGUAGUUUGUGUGGAAAGAGUUUUUCACGUUUUUCAAUUUUGAAUGAACAUCAGAAAACACAUACUGGUGUGAAAGAGUACAUGUGCUGUGAGUGUGAAAAGACUUUUAUUUCAGCAAAGUGUUUAAAACAGCACCAGAUGAUUCACACUGGAGAAAAACCUUAUAAGUGUUCACACUGUGACAAGAGAUUCAACCAUGCAUCAAAUCUGAGAAGACAUGAGAGGAUCCACACCGGAGAGAAACCGUAUCACUGCACUGAAUGUGGGAAGUGUUUCAAUCGUUCAUCUGGUCUACACAAACAUACAAAAAACAAUCAUACAAAUUGUUUAAAACAGCAGAUGAUCCACACUGGAGAGAAACCUUACAAGUGUUCACACUGUGACAAGAGCUUCAGUGUGUUAGGAAAUCUGAAAAGACAUGAGAGGAUCCACACCGGAGAGAAACCGUAUCACUGCACUGAAUGUGGGAAGUGUUUCAAUCGUUCAUCUGCUCUACACAUUCAUACAAAAAACAAUCAUAAGUUGAUUGAAGAAAACGAGGAGUAUAAAGAAUCAAGUGAAGUUGAGGAGAAACAUCAUGUCAAAACUAGAGAAAAACUUUUCUUUUUUUGAGAGUUCCUCUCAAACCAAACGGAAAUAUUUAAAGAAAAGAAGAGCCAAGAAAUAUGUGAUCUGCAUUAAGUGUGGAAAGAGAUUGAAAAGCAAUACAAGUCUUGAGGAUCACAUGAGAGUUUAUACUGGAGAGAAAUCAUUCACAUGGGAUCAAUGUCGGAAGAGUUUCACACAAUCAGCAAAUCUAAAGGAACACAUGAAGAUACACACUGGAAAAAGCAUCUUGGUCCCAGAGUUGAUAAAUCUAAAACUGACACUUUAUCUUUUUCAUGUGUACAGCCAGUCUGUAUAUUUUGUCAAACGAUGUUAUCAUCAUCGCAUGUCUUUACCAACGGUGUUGUUGAGCCCUAAUUAGAUUUUCAUUUAAUUCAUGUUCAUUUGUCUUAUAAUGCAUAUCACUUUUAGUUUGCUUAUGUUUUCAUGAAGGAAAGUAGCUUUUUACAAACUGUUCAGGAAGCUGAAGAGGAGACUAACAUUUUAAGAGAUACCAAGAUAUAUUUUUAAUUGGUUCUUCUUUGUUAUUUUUAAAAUGAGUCAUGCUUCUAUGAUAUAUUUAGUAAACACAGAUGCAAGAUAUACUGUCAUGUAGAUUUUUAAUUGAUCUUUAAUUGCUUCUCUUUCAGUAGGAAUUAAUGUCUGAACUCAGUAAUACGCCCUGGGGCUAAAUUAUGAAAGACCGUCAUAUCAAUAAACUCUAAUUUUAACUGUU
This is a messenger RNA of Carassius gibelio (silver crucian carp), 4108 nucleotides long. Its product is annotated as zinc finger protein 585A. NCBI's taxonomy places the organism in Eukaryota, Metazoa, Chordata, Actinopteri, Cypriniformes, Cyprinidae. The record is from RefSeq and is a predicted model, not a curated record. The coding region runs from base 280 to 3399 and encodes 1039 amino acids. Gene Ontology annotation, biological process: regulation of transcription by RNA polymerase II. The transcript has 9 exons. Gene Ontology annotation, molecular function: RNA polymerase II cis-regulatory region sequence-specific DNA binding; DNA-binding transcription factor activity.